CUUCUCAAUUUAGGAAAGCAAUUUCGAGAAUCGAGAUUUGAGAUUGCGAUUGUGUGACUUUCAAAGAAAACUUUUUGUUUUAUUCAUAAUGUCCAAUAUUUUCACGAAAACUCUGAGAAAUCCUCAAAUUAUUUAUUCGAUUAGUCGGUGUUUUUCGAAUGCUAUUUCACAAGGAAAUGUACUACGCAUUGCUGCAGUUAGCACCUCCAACAAACAAAAUGCACCAGCAUUACUCCAACCAUCAAAAAUAUCUUUAGAUUAUGUGCGGUCUAUGUUUGUACAAACUCAGGACACACCGAAUCCAGACAGUUUGAAAUUCUUACCCGGUGUAGCUGUACUAGGCAAAGGUAACACCAUGGACUUCCCGACUUCCCAAUCAGCCUACUGUAGCCCUCUCGCUAAACUGCUAUUUAGAAUUGAGGGAGUUCGUUCGGUUUUCUUUGGUGGUGAUUUCAUAACAAUCUCUAAAAUCGAAGAUGCAGAAUGGAGUGUCAUCAAACCAGAAGUCUUUGCUGUCAUCAUGGACUUCUUUGCUAGCUCCUUACCUAUCCUUACCGAAUCUCAACCUAAUUCGGACACCCAAAUCAAUGACGACGACGAUGAUACAGUGAUGAUGAUUAAGGAACUUCUCGAUAGUAAAAUUCGACCUACGGUGCAGGAAGAUGGUGGCGAUAUAAUCUUCAUGGGGUAUGACAAUGGUGUUGUCAAACUCAAAAUGCAGGGAUCCUGUUCUUCGUGCCCCAGCUCCAUUGUUACUCUAAAAAACGGAGUUGAAAAUAUGCUUCAAUUCUAUAUUCCCGAAGUUACCGAAGUACAACAGGUAUUCGAUGAAGUUGACAAAAUUGUAGACAAGGAAUUUGAAAGGUUAGAGAAGCAAAUCCAAGAAAAGGAAAAGAACGUUUAAAAAGGCUGACAUGGGGUGAUAAUUUUGAUGAUUUCUGUUUUGUAGAAAAUUUAACAUAAAAUAGUAUAUUCGAGCGUGAUAAAUAAAGAACCGUAGAUGUUUUAAAACUUGUU
This is a messenger RNA of Eupeodes corollae, 1017 nucleotides long. Its product is annotated as NFU1 iron-sulfur cluster scaffold homolog, mitochondrial-like. Gene Ontology annotation, molecular function: iron-sulfur cluster binding; iron ion binding. Gene Ontology annotation, biological process: iron-sulfur cluster assembly. NCBI's taxonomy places the organism in Eukaryota, Metazoa, Arthropoda, Insecta, Diptera, Syrphidae. Gene Ontology annotation, cellular component: mitochondrion. The record is from RefSeq and is a predicted model, not a curated record. The transcript is spliced from 4 exons. Bases 89 to 904 code for a protein of 271 amino acids.